Leptopilina heterotoma is the source of this 955-nucleotide messenger RNA. RefSeq lists its product as uncharacterized. Bases 154 to 870 code for a protein of 238 amino acids. The record is from RefSeq and is a predicted model, not a curated record. The transcript is spliced from 4 exons. Lineage: Eukaryota; Metazoa; Arthropoda; Insecta; Hymenoptera; Figitidae.
UACUCAGCUUCCGAAAGCUUCAGUUCAAAUGUUAUCUCAUUCAGUGGCAGUUUGCUGUGUCAGUUUUGUAUCAUGAAAUAAGAACAUAACUUUAAUUAAUAUUAGCUUCGACCUAGAAAUUAAAAGUAUUUUAAAAACACACAACUGUUGAUAAUGACAAGAGAGAUAAGGCUGAGACUUGUCGUCACUCUUCUUCUCUUUGUCGUGAUUUUGAUGCAUGUCAACUGUUACAAUCCAAAGACAAGUUGGUGGUUCAACACACACAUGAAUCAGAUAAAAGAAAAAUGUGACGACAAAGGGAAGGAAUUUUUCACGAAACUUGUGGAGAGUGUGCAGAGAUUUAAGGAAAUUUGCCAAGGCAAAUACGCGAAAAUUGAAAAGGAAUUUUGGAAAUCGUAUUCAAAUAUAACGCUGAAAUACAUGCUGCACGAGCACUGUUAUAAUGAUUUAGAUAUAAGAAACGCCGUGCUAAAUAUGACCAACAGUGUGCAGCAUUGUCUCACGAAAAGUGAACGACUGAAAAAAAAUAAUAAGAAAAUGCUCAUGAAACGAAUAUUUGAUGCUGUUUGCUCUCUUAUUGAAUUGUAUGUUUUCUUUAAUGCGAAAACUGAAUGUGAGGAUAUUAUGAGGAAAAAGUCAAGUUUUAAUCAUUGUUAUGAAAAAUAUCCUAAUGUCUGGCCGACUCACAGUUUAUGGCCUCUUCCGUUUAUUCAUCCAAAUCAAGUUUGCAAUGAAAAAAAUGGUUUACAAGAAUGUCAAUGGGACGUGGUAAGAGACUGUAUAACUUUCACGUGGUACACGAACGCAUCGUUCAAAUCACUGUUGAGCAAAGCAUGGUCAUCUAUUUUUUGCACAAAUAUGAUGCACUGAGAUUCUCCAUGUCAGCAUAAAAUUGUAUCAUUUUCUUGAAUUAUGUCAUUUAGUAACUUAAAAAAUAAACCUAUUUUUAUAACUA